GCGACGACAACAGUGAGCCUGAAGGAGAUUAUGAUGAGACAGUCAUUUCUGAAACAGAUGUAGAAUCUGACGAUAGUGAAAAUAUGACUCUACACGAAAUUGCAGAGAAGAUGAAUCCAAGCGCCUGGAGAACUGGAAAUCUCGUGAAAGAUCCAAAGGAUCUAGAAUUUACAGGCAAUAUGAAUAUGCCUCCAGAAGUUACUGACUUAGAAACGCCAUUACAAUUCUUCAAGUUCUUCUUGACUAAGGGCCGGUUUAUCAAUGCAUGGUUAAAUAAAUCAACUAGUAGUUAAAAAUAAUCUGACGGUCAAAAUGUUUAUCCACCGGCAGUUAAAUAUUAACCAACAGUUAAACCCGUGUGAAACCUGACCGCAACUUGGAUGUUCCAGUUACGAGCGAUAACUAGCAGUUAGGAUCUGAAGCAUGCGCAGAUUGCAGACUUCUUCUUGUUUUGAUAUGUCAUUCUUGUCAUUUUAACCUCAAAAAGUCUGUGUCAAAACGUAAGCAAAAACAAGGUUUUUGUAAAGAAUUAUUGUUUGAAAAUCAAGUGAAAACUUUGAAAUAUGUUGGGUGAUAUUGAUGCUAUGUUCGAUGAUGAUGAUGAUGCGGAAAUAGUAGAGUUUUUAGAAUAUGAAAGGAGGCCCUAUAUUGUACGAGAAAGAGAAGACUUCUUCCAUUCAUUGGACGACAUAGAUUUUUUUGUGAGGUUCCGCUUGAAAAAAAUUACGGUUUUAUAUAUUUUAUCUCUCAUCGAGGAAGAACUCGAAUCUGUUACCGACAGAAAUCAUUCUAUUUCACCCAUCAAUCAGUUAUUACUGACUCUACGCUUCUAUGCUACGGGAAACUUCCUACUAACUGUUGGUGAUUUCAUCAAAGUUAGUAAGAGCUCUGCCUCAAAAAUAGUGAAGAAGGUGUCUGAGGCAAUAGCUACCUUCUCAGGUAGAUUUAUAAAAAUGCCAAGUAAUGAUGAGGAAAUAAGGAAAGCCAAAAGUAGCUUUUAUGAGAAAGCACAUGUGCCUAGAGUGAUUGGAUCCCUUGACUGCACACACAUAAAAAUUCAGUCACCUGGAGGAAAUAAUGCAGAACUAUUUCGCAAUCGAAAAGGCUAUUUCUCCAUCAAUGUACAAACCAUUUCAGCCCCCAAUCUAAAAAUAUUAGACAUUACUGCACGCUGGCCUGGAAGUCAACAUGACCAGAUAAUUUUUGAUAAUUCAUCAAUAAAAAGUAGAUUGGAAAGAAAUGAAUUUGGCAAUAGCCUUUUAGUAGCAGACAGUGGUUAUGCAAAUUCAAUGCAUGUAAUAACACCACUUUUGGAAGCAAGAACACAAGUCCAACAACUUUAUAAUGAAGCUGUUACAAGAACCAGAAAUCCUGUGGAAAGGCAAUACGGUUUGUGGAAACGACGAUUUCCAGUUCUCUCAACAGGGUUGAGACUAAAAUUACAGACAACCCUUACAGUGAUCGUUGCCACAGCUGUGCUGCAUAAUAUAGCAAUUGACCAAAAUGAAGAGCAGCCCCCUGAUAUUCCAAACUUGGAUGAAAACAUAAUCAAUUAUGAAGAAGAUAUCAGUGUUGAUCCUCCUGAAAAUAACUUCAUGAAUGCCAGGGAACUGUUAUUAAGUGAAUAUUUUCCAGGGCUUUUAAAUUAAUUCUUUACUUGUAC
Messenger RNA from Acanthoscelides obtectus, 1663 nucleotides. NCBI's taxonomy places the organism in Eukaryota, Metazoa, Arthropoda, Insecta, Coleoptera, Chrysomelidae. The record is from the annotation of a GenBank genome assembly.